AGUUCAGAAGCUAUGCGAUAAAAUAAACACCAACGUGGCCAAAAACUACAAUACACGGAAUUCCCAAACUCUGUGUGCGUCGUACUCUCCCAUUUGACAGGUAGAGACACCAGUGUUGAGGAAUUUGCCAAACAGACUGUCACUACGAGCAAGGACAAGAUAAUCAUGGGUGACAGUAGUUGCAGCAACGGGACCCACCACUCGGUGGCGGUGCAGUCAGACCCACAGCUGUUUGAGGCCCAGUUUGAGGAGCUGGUGACCGAGCUCACAGAGCAGGACUUCACAGACUCUGUCCUCGCUGACGCUCUCAUCAGACUCAGAGAGGUGUUGCAUUACAACACUCCUGGAGGAAAAAGAAACAGAGGUCUGUCUGUGAUUGGCUCUUUGAGGGAGCUUGUUCCUUCCACUGAGCUGACCCAGGAUGCUGUGCGACGGGCCCUGCUGGUUGGCUGGUGCAUUGAGCUGCUCCAGGCUUUCUUCCUGGUAGCUGAUGACAUCAUGGAUGCUUCAGUGACUCGGAGAGGUCAGCCCUGCUGGUACAAGAGGGAGAGAGUGGGUCUAGAUGCCAUCAAUGAUUCCUUCCUCCUGGAGGGAUCCAUCUACAGACUACUGCGCAGACACUGCAGGGCACAGCCCUACUACGUACACCUAUUGGAGCUCUUCACUGAGACGUCCUUCCAGACCGAGCUGGGCCAGGCACUGGACCUGAUGACUGCUCCUCCUGGUCAAGUAGACCUCAACCGCUUCACCAUGGAGAGAUAUAAGGCCAUAGUAAAGUACAAGACUGCCUUCUACUCCUUCUACCUCCCUGUGGCAGCAGCCAUGUACAUGGCGGGCAUCGACAGUGAAGAGGAACACAACAACGCCAAACAUAUCUUACUGGAGAUGGGAGAGUUCUUCCAGAUACAGGAUGACUACCUGGAUUGCUAUGGCGACCCGGCGGUGACAGGGAAGAUUGGAACAGACAUCCAGGACAACAAAUGCGGCUGGCUGGUGGUGACCGCUCUAGGGGUCAUGACCCCGGAACAAAGGACAGAGCUGGAGUCAUGUUAUGGUCGGCAUGACAGUGUGGAGAAGGUGAAAGCACUGUACAACACCCUACAGAUGCCCACCCUGUACCACCAAUACGAAGACGACAGCUAUCAGCGCUUACAGAAACUCAUCGCGCGUCACGCCCAAAACCUUCCACACGCAGUUUUCCUCAACUUCGCCAAGAAAAUCUACAAGAGAAAUAAGUGAAGACUAUGAUGAGAAUACUGUUUUUAUUUAGUGUGUGUUGCACUGUAGCUGGACUGAGGGCAAGUUGGUGUGGCUGCUUCCAUUUUGGUCCCUUGCUCCUACCCCUUCAGUAGGGGUUAAGGGCUAGGGCAGGGCUCUCCAACCCUGGUCCUGGAGAGCUACCAUCCUGUAGGUUUUCGCUCCAACCCUAAUCUAACGCACCUGAUUGUAAUAAGAGUGGAAACCUACAGGAGGGUAGCUCUCCAGGAACAGGGUUGGGGAGCCCUGGGUUAGGUUAAGGGUCUAGGGACCUAAAUAGAACAAGGCUUUAGUUUGGACUGUGAGAGAACCUGGUUGAGGCCAGUCAGUCUUAAACCUGGUCUUCACGGACCACUGUGUGCCCAUUAUUUUUCUUCUCCAUAAUAUGAUUUUCAAUUAUGUACAGAAUAACUGAUUACUCAAACUGGGAAUACCAUGUCAUCAAAAAAAGUAUGUCUGAUACAAUCUCUUUAUUUAUUGAUGAUGACGCAAGUAUAACAUCAUGUCACUGUUAGGAACUGUCUGCUCUAGAAUCCUGUGGAUUUGAUGAUGGCAGGGAGUGACAUCAUUAUUGGUUGAUGAUCACAUCAAUCAGGAUGACAACCUGGGGCCCUGUUUACCAGAGGGCUCUGGUCUCUACCGGCAGAGGGCUCUGGUCUCUACCGGCAGAGGGCUCUGGUCUCUACCGGCAGAGGGCUCUGGUCUCUACCGGCAGAGGGCUCUGGUCUCUACCGGCAGAGGGCUCUGGUCUCUACCGGCAGAGGGCUCUGGUCUCUACCGGCAGAGGGCUCUGGUCUCUACCGGCAGAGGGCUCUGGUCUCUACCGGCAGAGGGCUCUGGUCUCUACCGGCAGAGGGCUCUGGUCUCUACCGGCAGAGGGCUCUGGUCUCUACCGGCAGAGGGCUCUGGUCUCUACCGGCAGAGGGCUCUGGUCUCUACCGGCAGAGGGAAUGGACUAGAGCAGGAAGCUGCCUGAAAGGAACAAUCCUGCUGUCUCUCUCACCAUGUUCUUUGUAUUUUGUUUUCUCUGUGUGUAAUCAUCUCUUUCUAAUUACUACUGUACAUCUAUCUACCUGCUGCUGACAAUAUGGCAUCUUAUUGCUUUUAAUAAAGAAAUGUGACCAACA
Messenger RNA from Oncorhynchus keta (chum salmon), 2384 nucleotides. RefSeq names its product farnesyl pyrophosphate synthase. NCBI's taxonomy places the organism in Eukaryota, Metazoa, Chordata, Actinopteri, Salmoniformes, Salmonidae. The transcript is spliced from 10 exons. The record is from RefSeq and is a predicted model, not a curated record. Gene Ontology annotation, biological process: trans, trans-farnesyl diphosphate biosynthetic process. Gene Ontology annotation, cellular component: cytoplasm. Gene Ontology annotation, molecular function: dimethylallyltranstransferase activity; (2E,6E)-farnesyl diphosphate synthase activity. Bases 166 to 1239 code for a protein of 357 amino acids.